Messenger RNA from Metschnikowia bicuspidata var. bicuspidata NRRL YB-4993, 2410 nucleotides. RefSeq names its product Pex5p (gene PEX5). The record is from RefSeq and is a predicted model, not a curated record. Bases 486 to 2261 code for a protein of 591 amino acids. Gene Ontology annotation, molecular function: protein binding. Gene Ontology annotation, biological process: protein import into peroxisome matrix, docking. The transcript has a single exon. NCBI's taxonomy places the organism in Eukaryota, Fungi, Ascomycota, Pichiomycetes, Serinales, Metschnikowiaceae. Gene Ontology annotation, cellular component: peroxisomal membrane; cytosol.
AGCUUUACAAAACAAUGCUGAUGUGACCGUUCAUGAUUUCAUCGUCAGUAAUAAACGAAGGACUUUCUCUUCGAUAGACUUACGCGCUUUGGCAUUGUCAAAAAACUACUUUCACGCAAUAUUCCACGAAGGACUGUUGCACCCACCUGUUCAGUCGCGCCUAUCACGAGGUGCUACGGCAACGCCCUUCCCCUCUCUUGGGUUGGACCUGCUCUUAUCACGGGAACCUUAUAGUCACUCCAUGGCUUGCAUGCAGUCGGACCGCGGGCCACAUCCUCGAGGGAUCAGUGUGGAGUCGGACCUGGAAAAUAAAAGGUUUGACCCGGCUUUUUCCGUACUUUCCGUGUAAGCUAAAUUUUGAAAUCCACAAGAAGUACAGAAAAAUAAACAAAGCAGGGCAAAUUAAAAUUAGAAUCGCCCCAGAUCAUACGCAAAUCUCGGCGACCACACCUUAUUUUCCAGACUAUCAAUUUGUAGGUUCAAACAUGUCACUCUUUGGAGGCACAGACUGUUCUGCAAAUGGUAAUGCCAUCGCUCAGCUCAACAAACACACACAACAAGACCGCUCGCUCCAGAGGCAGACAAAUGGACUGGGCGCUGUGAUCAACCAAGGCUUCAAAAAUGACAAGAUGAUGAAUCAAAGGGACUUGGAUCAAUUCAUGGUCGCAGGGAAUCAACCUCAGAAUACUUUCCAGUUCCAGCCCAUGCGCCAUGAGCUUAAUGCAAUGAGCCGUAGCAGCUCUUCUCAGCAAAACUGGCUGCAAGACUUCAAGGCACAUGCCCACUCCCCGGUACCGCAGGCUGCGCAUAUUUCCGCGCAACGAAGUGGCAAUCACCAGUGGGCCUCUGAGUUCCAGUCAUCCUCUCCUCAGCAAUCUCAGUUCCAGUCUCAGCCGCAGUCUCAGCAACAGAACAGAAUGCCUAUGUCGAUGAUGGGCGGGGGAUAUCGCCCAAUGAUGGGUAUGUCAUCGAUGGCACCAAUGCGAAAUGUAAGUCAGUCGACUCAAAAAGAAGAAGUUUCGGUAGACUGGGACAAUAGAUUCAAGGAGAUCGAAGAGCUUAGUGAUGUGGCACACGCAUCUGCCGAGGCAGCAGCCAAGGAAGGUGAGCAGAUGGGUGAGGAUAUCGUCAUUGACGAUAAAUACCAGGCCAAUUUCCAAGAGGUUUGGGAUCUGUUGAAUCUGGAUCUGAUUGAAAAUGAUUUCAUCACACAACAAUAUGAAGACUUCAAGAGAAGCCAGGACCGGACUUUUCCUGCGGACAUGCCACAAUGGGAAAAGGACUUUGCCAAGUAUGCAUCCACUAGAGCCAAUUUCGGGGAGUACAAGUUUGAAGUGGAGGAACAGAACCAGUUUAUGGACUUGCCUGUCGAACACGAUGCUUACGAGAUUGGCCUUCAAUUGAUGGAGAAUGGUGCUAAAUUGUCUGAGGCGGCCUUGGCGUUUGAAGCUGCCAUUCACAAAGAUUCCAAUCGGGUCGAGGCCUGGCUCAAAUUGGGUGAAGUACAGACACAGAACGAAAAAGAAAUAGCUGGAAUCUCAGCCUUGGAGAAAUGUUUGGAUUUGCAUCCUGAGAACUCUGAAGCAUUGAUGACUUUGGCAAUUUCGUACAUCAACGAAGGCUAUGACAACGCCGCCUUUGCAACAUUGGAGCGCUGGAUUUCCACAAAAUACCCUCAAGUUGCCGAGAAAGCCCGCCAACAAAACCAAAAUAUCACAGAUGAAGACAGGUUCACUUUGAAUAAGCGUGUGACAGAACUUUUCAUGAACGCAGCGCAAUUGUCUCCCGACCAAGCAAGCAUGGAUGCAGAUGUACAAAUGGGUCUUGGUGUUUUGUUCUAUGCUCAAGAAGAUUUUGACAAGACGAUAGACUGCUUCAAAGCUGCCUUAUCCAUCCGACCUGAUGACCCGUUGUUAUGGAACAGAUUGGGUGCCUCAUUGGCCAACCUGAACCGAUCCGAAGAAGCCGUGGAUGCAUAUUUCAAAGCAUUAGAACUCAAACCAACAUUCGUCCGUGCGAGAUAUAAUUUGGGCGUAUCAUGUAUAAAUAUUGGCUGCUACAAAGAGGCCGCGGAGCAUCUUCUCAGUGGCUUGGCAAUGCAUGAGGUAGAGGGACAGGAAACUACACUUAAUCAGAACCAAUCCUCCUCUCUCAUGGAAACACUCAAACGUGCUUUCAUCGCCCUGGAAAGAAGAGACUUGGUGGAGCUAGUCAGACCUGGGAUGGAUCUCAACCAGUUCCGCGGAGAAUUUAAUUUUUAGGUGGUCCGCAGUGCCUUUCAGAACUAGUUAUAAGAUCUUGGAUGUUUAUUAUGCUCGAAAGCAAAACUAGCCAAUCCCGCAAUUAAUCAAGCUAGACAUGACUUCUACUUGGGCAGCAAUCUCCCCUCAUCCUUUCGCGAUACUCAGUG